CCCGCCUGCCUCUGCCUCCCAAGUGCUGGGAUUAAAGGCGUGCACCACCACCGCCCGGCUUAUCCAAACAUUUCUUAUGUCAUAUAGUGUCAGUCAGAGCCCACAGAUUCAUUUCUUACAUACACAUUAAUAACGUUUAUGUGCUUUCUAAGUUAUGAAACUCGUAGCCUUGUAAAACAUAAGAAUUCACACAUAUAGCCUGGUGGUGGUAACACAUGCACUCAGAAGGUGGAUUUCUGAGUUCAAGACCAGCCUGGUCUACAGAGGAAGUUUCAGGGCAGCCAGGAAUACACAGAGAAACCCUGUCUUGGAAAACAAAACAAAAAGAAUUCACACAUACAGCUGUCCAUAAGAAGCACAAGGUUAGAAUCCCAGCUCUCUGAGGCAGGAGGAUCCCUGAGUUUGAGGCCCACCUGUGGUACAUAGCACAACCCUGUUUGGUUUUGUGAUGUCCCUCUACAUCACACACACACACACACGUAUGAACGUACUGACAUCUGUCUAAACCCACAUGGAUUCACACUGUAUAUUUUCAUGCACUUCUCACAGAUACAGUUCAUUUUUAUGAUCCUGUCUACGUACUCACACCCACAAGUAAAUGUGCAGACACACUCUGCUCACGGAAUCCUCUGUCCACUCCUUGGCCCCUGCACUACGUGAUGACUUCAGCAGAUGCCUAAGUCUUGGUCAUCAGCAGCCUUGGGACUGGGAGGGAGUUCCGGGUGCAGGCUUGUUGUCCUUUCCGGGAAGGAGCAAGACUAAGGGAGGUGGAGCCAUCUUACUUGAGAUCCUACCAGAAGUGGUAAUGGGCUCCUGCUCAAAUUCCAUAGGGGUUAUUCUGAAGAUCAACUGAAGCAGGAAGGUUUAUAAAGGUUGGCAGUGGGACAGGGCCUGAGUAGGCUCCCUUAGUCCCGAGUGAUGGCAGAAGCUAAGAGUUGACAUGGAAACAAGCACAGCGUACAUCAACCUCUGGGAGGUUGCCCUGGAGGCCCCUGGCCAGGCCUGAGCCUUUGCCACCAUGGCCAUUGUGCAUACUCUGCCAGUGCCACUGGAGCCCGCACGUGAGACAACCACUGCCCCACAAACUCCAGCAAUGGGCAGCGUGAGCAGUCUUAUCUCAGGCCGGCCCUGUCCUGGGGGACCUGCUCCUCAACGCCACCAUGGUGUUCCUGGGCCCACCUUCUUCCGCCAGCAGGAUGGGCUCCUACGGGGCGGCUACGAGGCACAGGAGCCACUCUGCCCAGCUGUGCCACCCAGGAAGGCUGUCCCAGGCAACAGCUUUACCUAUGUCAAUGAGGACUUCCGGACAGAGUCACCUCCCAGCCCAAGCAGCGACGGUGAAGAUCCCCGAGAACAUCAAGCCCACAAUGCCCACCUCCGUGGGCCCCCACCAAAGCUCAUCCCUGUCUCUGGAAAGCUGGAGAAGAAUAUGGAGAAGAUCCUGAUCCGGCCAACAGCCUUCAAGCCUGUGCUACCCAAACCUCGGGGGGCACCAGCCCUACCUGGCUUCCUUGGUCCUCGAGCUGCUGGGCUAUCUGGGAGCCAGGGCAGCCUGACACAGCUGUUUGGGGGGCCAGCCUCUUCCUCCUCCUCUUCCUCUUCCUCCUCUGCUGCUGACAAACCCUUGGCACUGAGUGGUUGGGCCAGUGGCUGUCCUUCAGGAACACUGUCAGACUCUGGCCGAAAUUCCUUAUCCAGCUUGCCCACCUAUAGCACUGGAGGUGCCGAGCCAACCACCAACUCCCCAGGUGGGCACCUGCCCUCCCACGGCCCUGGCCGAGGGGCACUUCCUGGUCCAGCCCGAGGGGUCCCUACUGGGCCGUCCCAUUCAGACAGUGGCCGGUCCUCUUCCAGCAAAAGCACGGGUUCCUUGGGGGGUCGUGUAGCUGGGGGUCUCUUGGGCAGUGGUGCCCGGGCCUCUCCUGGCAGCAGUUCGGGUGGAGACCGUUCUCCACCCCCUCCACCGCCUCCACCCCCUUCGGAUGAGGCCUUGCUACACUGUGUCCUGGAAGGGAAGCUCCGAGACCGAGAGGCAGAGCUGCAACAGCUGCGGGACAGUAUGGAUGAGAGUGAGGCCACCGUGUGUCAGGCAUUCGGGGCACGGCAGCGGCGCUGGCCCCGAGAACGCGAGGACUGUGCAGCCCAGGCACAGCAGGCCACGCAGCGUGUCCAGCGGGCCCAACAGCUGCUGCAGCUGCAGGUGUUCCAGCUGCAGCAAGAGAAGCGCCAGUUGCAGGAUGACUUUGCCCAGCUGCUGCAGGAGCGAGAGCAGCUGGAGCGCCGCUGUGCUACCUUUGAACGCGAGCAGCGGGAACUCGGGCCGCGGCUGGAGGAGACCAAGUGGGAGGUUUGUCAGAAAUCAGGUGAGAUCUCCCUACUGAAGCAGCAAUUGAAGGAAUCUCAGGCAGAGCUGGUUCAGAAAGGCAGUGAGCUGGUGGCGCUGCGGGUGGCCCUCCGAGAGGCCCGGGCUGCCUUGCGGGUCAGUGAGGGCCGUGCCAGGGGCCUGCAGGAGGCAGCCCGAGCACGGGAGCUGGAGCUGGAGGCCUGCUCACAGGAGCUACAGCGGUACCGCCAGGAGGCUGAGCGGCUCCGGGAGAAGGCCAGGCAUUUGGAUGCUGAAGCAUCGGGACUCCGCGAGCCCCCAGGACCCCCUGCCACCACCGACCCGUUCCUCCUGGCAGAGAGUGAUGAGGCCAAGGUGCAGCGUGCAGCGGCUGGGGCAGGGGGUAGCCUGCGGGCUCAGGUGGAACGGCUGCGCCAAGAACUGCAGCGGGAGCAGCGGCGAGGAGAUGAGCAACGGGACAGCUUUGAGGGGGAGCGGCUGGCCUGGCAGGCAGAGAAGGAACAGGUAAUCCGCUAUCAGAAGCAGCUGCAGCACAACUAUAUCCAGAUGUACCGGCGUAACCGGCAGCUGGAGCAGGAACUGCAGCAACUGAGCCUGGAGCUGGAGGCCCGGGAGCUUGCUGAUUUGGGCCUGGCAGAAUCAGCCCCUUGCAUCUGUCUGGAGGAGAUCACUGCCACUGAAAUCUAGGGCUUUGCCAGGGAUGCGAGCCACAGGACCAUCUGCCCCAGGAUCCACCGAGCGCUCCAGGUCUUAGAGCCAAAGGGCCUCUGCCGAGCUUUCGGGUGGCCCUGUAACUUGGAGAAGCAGAAUCAACCCUCCGUGUCACCGUCACCCAGAGGCUCCUGCCCACUCUGCCAUUUCACUUCCCCACUGUCGCCACUGCCAACCCACUCCAGCUGGGAAAGGAAAGGGGCUCCCCUGUCUCCACAUUCUACCUGCCUGAAGCCAGAGAGAGCCAGAUGGCACCAGCUGCUCCAGAUGUGCCUGCCCUCAACAUGCCCAUGUGGAGGGGCAGGGCUAGGAAUGGGGGCUGAUCCCCAUGUCCCAGCUCUGCAAGCCUCUUCUGGGCUGAGAGGGCUGAAGUCAGACCAAAGGAAGAACUCAGCAAUGUCUUGUUUAUUUGUGUUUGUGACCAAGCCGCCCUCCCUAGUUCCAGGGUUACGGCCUCCUUUCCACUUGUAUAUUUUUCACACUGUAAAUUUCUUGUACAAACCCAAAGAAAAAAAAUUUAAAAAAAAAGUUUUGUUUAAAAAAAAAAAAAAAAAGAAGUGUGCUGGAUAAAGAAACUCCAGGGGAA
Molecule: messenger RNA, 3641 nt
Organism: Arvicanthis niloticus (Nile rat)
Lineage: Eukaryota; Metazoa; Chordata; Mammalia; Rodentia; Muridae
Gene: Lzts2
Product: leucine zipper tumor suppressor 2
Biological process (GO): negative regulation of canonical Wnt signaling pathway; cell division
Source: RefSeq, a predicted model, not a curated record